GAGAACGCGGGCCAGGCCCUCCUCCGCGCGUCCGGCGGAGGCUGGGUGGGCGUCCUCAGCGCGGGCCGGGGGCGCGGGCCCCGCCCCACCCCAGGACCCCGCCCCUGCGCCACGCCCCCGAGGCCCCACCCAGCCUCUCCGCUUCUGGCCUUCGGCCUCGGCAGCUGGAGGCUGCCGGCCGGCGAGGGCCGCGCGAUGUCGCACGGGCCCGGGCUCGUCCGCACCACGUGCAGCAGCGGCAGCGCCCCGGGAGCCGGGGCCGGCGCGGGGCCGCUGGGCGCGAGCUCUUCGGAGGGGCUGCUGGACCCCGUCUACCCCCGCACCCACGGAGCGCUGCUGAAAGUGGCCCAGAUGGUCUCGCUGCUGAUUGCCUUCAUCUGCGUGAGGAGCUCUCUGUGGACCAGCUACAGUGCCUACAGCUACUUUGAAGUGGUCACCAUUUGCAACUUGAUCAUGAUUCUCGCCUUUUACCUGGUCCACCUCUUCCGCCUGUACCGCGUGCUCACCUGUAUCAGCUGGCCCCUGUCGGAACUCCUGCACUAUUUAAUCGGUACCCUGCUUCUCCUAAUCGCGUCCAUCGUGGCAGCUUCCAAGAGUUACAACCAGAGCCGACUGGUGGCUGGAGCGAUCUUUGGCUUCCUGGCCACCUUCCUCUGCCUGGCGAGUGUGUGGCUGUCCUACAAGAUCUCGUGCGUGACCCAGUCAACAGGUAAAAUUACGGAGGAAGAGCCAAAACAAACAGCUGAAGAAGUUACAGUACCUCUGAGGAAGAGGCCUGGGGUGGAGAGGAGCAGGGAGAGGAAUCAUCGUUCCCACGGGAAGUGAUGCCGCCGUCUGAUGCCCUAACAGCCCGCCAGCCCUGUAGGAGGCGCUGCAGGACGUGUGACCCACGCUGAUGGAGGGGCUUGAGCCCGCGGCCGCAGGAGAGACCAGGGUUUGGGUCCCUGGGCCGGUGGGUGCGGGACGGGCCCUUCCUCCGGCUCCUGAGCGGGUCCAGCCUCUCUCGCCAGCCUUCUUCACUUCCUCAGAGAAUAUUCCUCCCCUUCCGGGAAAGAAAAGCAGCCUCCAGGGAAAUCUGAUCUCUCCCUCCUGCUUUAGAACAGCCUCAGGGACUGAUGCCCCCCUCCCCCCGUUAAGGUGAAGGGGUGGUGUUUGAAUACUCUGCCGAACCCUUCCCCUCUCCCCAGACCUCCAAGGGGCGUCUUGUGAAAACACAGCCACCUCCUAAUUUAUCUCGCUUGGAAAUCUGGUCUUGAAGGUACCCUCUUUCUUAAAGUGAGGCUUACGGGAACACCAUGCUGUCAGCCUGUCCCCAAAUAGGAGAUCUUGGCUCCCUUCCUGUUGUUACCAUUGUGUACGUGUUUAUGUGUUUUUAAAUAAAAUGUUGACUUGGCUAA
Orcinus orca (killer whale) is the source of this 1397-nucleotide messenger RNA. It is a transcript of the gene CMTM7, whose product is annotated as CKLF like MARVEL transmembrane domain containing 7. NCBI's taxonomy places the organism in Eukaryota, Metazoa, Chordata, Mammalia, Artiodactyla, Delphinidae. Gene Ontology annotation, cellular component: membrane. The record is from RefSeq and is a predicted model, not a curated record. Bases 196 to 825 code for a protein of 209 amino acids. The transcript is spliced from 6 exons.